UAGUGUAGUGCUGGGUGUGGAGCGGUCAGUGUGCUGUGGACUCCAUGUUGUUUUACUAGUGAGGAUGUUCCUGACUUUCUGUCUUCUCUUCAUUGGGCUUCAUGUCUCUGACGGCUGCAUUCUGGUAAACAGGAGUGAAUCAUUACGUAUUACAGCAUACACAGGAGGAUCUGUCCUGCUGCCCUGCUACUGCACUGACCUACACACCAAACCUCAGACAGGAUUCACCUGGAAAUACAACACAAAGGGAGAUGAAUGGGAAAAGAUAUCCAGUGAGAGUGGUCAGUACAGAGACAGAGUUCAGCUGGUUAAUGGUCAGUCUCAAGGAAAUCUCUCUCUACUCAUAUCACACCUGACUGAAGAGGAUGGAGGACAGUACCAGUGUUAUGUUCAAGCGGUUGGAAAUGUCUACAUUACUCUCACUGUUAAAGGCUGCACUCUGAUAAACCUAAAAUCACAGACUAUCACAGCUCAUAUAGGAGGGUCAGUACUGCUGCCCUGCUCCUGCCCUGACCUACAGACCACACCUAAGGGAUUCACCUGGGAGAAACGUAAUGUAUUCAAAAGCAGAUGGGAAGUGAUAUCCAGUGAGAGUGGUCAGUACAGAGACAGAGUUCAGCUGUUUAAUGGUCACUCUCCAGGAAACCUCUCUCUACUCAUAUCACACCUGACUGAAGAGGAUGGAGGAGAGUACAGGUGUGGUGUUAAACAGAGUGAACACAUAUAUGUCAGAAUCAAUUUCGAAGAGGACCCAAGUAAAUCUACUGCAGUGGUCAAUGUACAGACCAGACCAACCACUUCAAUCCCUGCUAGUUCAAGUUCCUCUCAAACCCCUGAAGCCCCUCCACAGUCUCUGCCCUUCGUCCCCUUCGCCUUGGUGACUGUGAUCUUUCUCCACAUUAUAGUAGCUGUGGUUUAUCACACCAAGAGGAACAAAGAUCCUGCCAGAGUUCCUUACAGCACUGCUGAUGGAGAUGGAGUGGUCAGUCUGGAGUAGUACAGUUCUGCAACAUUGGCCUGAUUCUGCACUUUUCAUCAUCUUAAAUGUUUAUUUAGCACCAUUUUUAAAGAGACUAGCAUUAUAAAAUGUUUAUGAAUGGGUUAAAACUUGUUUAGCACUGGAUGUCCAUAAAAUCAUAAACAACUUAUAAUCAUAAACAACUUAACAUCUAUUACACUUAUAUAAAAAUGGCAAGAGUGGCCUGUUGCUCACCAAAUAGUGAGCACACAUUCAUCUAUACUGUUAAAGCUCAAACCUUAUUUGUUAUCCAUCAGUCCGAAUUAAACCUCUCAGCUUUGUAUAUUAAUAUCCGUAAAACAUUGCAGUUCACAGUGUUAUGGUUUCCCAUUUAUUCAUGUGUUAUAACUGCUUUUCUUGAAUUGAUCUUUAAUAUGAAGCCCUGUCAGUCGCAAGCUAAGUGGUCAUUUACUUUCACUCAUGCUGCAGGAUAUAUUGUGUUCUACAAUAUGACAAAGUGAGUUUAGAGUGUACCUUGUAGCCCUGCCUAGUGCUAAUUAACAUAUAUUUGCAUGUUGGUCAGUUAGAAAAAGAAAUACAAAACUGGAAAUGAAAAGUUCAUCUCCAGCAGGUGGCGCUGAUGUUCGUUUUCAUUUUCCUUUUCAGUCUGACAGUUAAAGUGCGUCAGCACUGAAAACGGAAUCAGAGACGGUCGCUUUGCUGUUGAUUUAUUCAUUUUGCAUUUUAAUUUUAAUUUUGUCAGACUU
Pygocentrus nattereri (red-bellied piranha) is the source of this 1725-nucleotide messenger RNA. Its product is annotated as polymeric immunoglobulin receptor-like. The transcript is spliced from 6 exons. Gene Ontology annotation, biological process: negative regulation of T cell proliferation; positive regulation of T cell proliferation; immune response. Gene Ontology annotation, cellular component: external side of plasma membrane. Lineage: Eukaryota; Metazoa; Chordata; Actinopteri; Characiformes; Serrasalmidae. The record is from RefSeq and is a predicted model, not a curated record. The coding region runs from base 65 to 997 and encodes 310 amino acids.